Molecule: messenger RNA, 1039 nt
Organism: Lucilia cuprina (Australian sheep blowfly)
Lineage: Eukaryota; Metazoa; Arthropoda; Insecta; Diptera; Calliphoridae
Product: angiopoietin-related protein 2-like
Exons: 4
Coding region: 22-933 (303 amino acids)
Source: RefSeq, a predicted model, not a curated record
UUAAGUGAAAGUGUACGAAAAAUGUGUUUUAAAUAUUUAGUUUACUUAUUAUUUAAUAUUUUUAUAUUAAUUCCUAAUCGGAAUUGUGAAAACUUUGAUGAUGAUGUUGUACAUUUACAUCUAUUUGGACAAAUUGAAAGUGUAAAAAGAUCUUUAGAAAUUGUAAACAACCGUCUGGAUAUGUUAAACGAAAGAAUUAUCACUUCUAAAGAAGUGACUAUAGAAAAACCCCAGAAAUUGCUCGAAUCCAUAUUUGAUAUACGCUUUGAUCCCCUACCCAAAGAUUGUACCUCAAUUAAACCACCUAGUAGUUGUGCCGAAGCCACUAAAUGCACCCGUACCAGUGGCAUCUAUAGCAUAACCGAUUAUCGCUUUAGUAAUCAAACAUUUAACGUUUAUUGUGAUUACAAUAGUUAUGAAGGCGAUUGGUUAUAUAUUUUAACACGCAAUGAUGGUACCGAAAAUUUUAACCGUCCUUGGACAGAUUAUGUUCAAGGCUUUGGCAAUGUGGCUGGAGAAUUUUGGCUGGGCUUGGAAAAACUCUAUGCCCUAACAAACUACUAUGGCCCGCAGGAGCUAAACGUUCAUAUAGAAGAUUUUGAUGGAAAUGCAAAAUUUGCACGUUAUGAUAAUUUCGUUAUAGGAAAUGUAACAGAGAGAUAUAAAUUGAAAUCAUUGGGACGAUAUUAUGGGACAGCUGGUGAUAGUUUGUCAAGACAGCUAGGUCGUGCCUUUACCACAUACGAUAGUGAUGCUAAACUUUGGCCCACAGAUUGUGCUAAAUAUCGUAAGGGAGGUUAUUGGUAUGCAGAUUGUUCGGAUGCCUUUAUGUGCUUUUUAGAAAUCCUACUGGUCGGUAUUUGCGUGGAAAUUUUACUAGUGAUUAUAAUGGUUGUUUUUGGACUGCGCCUGGUAAACGUUUAUAUUCGGUAAAAACUUUUAUAUUUAUGAUUCGUCGCAAGAAAGCUGUAAAAUUGGAACAAUAAAUUUAAAUUAUUAUUAACUUUCAACAAUAAAAGCUUUAGGUACUUAAGCAAGA